AUGUCACAGGGCAAUUUAGAAACCUUUGUUUCUGCCUGCGCCGGCGGUUCUUGCGAUAACAAAAUCGUAUGCGAGACCUUAGUAACCACCGAAGAGCAACUCCACACGGCGGAAGAAUCCGUCGACGUAGAAAUCCCGCCUGAAUCUUUUAGGUUAUCCAAAGACGCCGAGUUCCACUGGUUCGAUGGCAACGCUUUUUACCAACGGAAAGAGUCGCAUAAAGGAAACUCUGCUUCCAACUCUACCAAUCUUAAUCCUAAUUUGAACUCGGACUCCAAAUCCAAUUCUCAACGCUUUCCUAUGAGGACGUCUAAAGCUUCUAUCAUCGGAUUACCGAAACCGAUAAAAUCUUGUUUUGUUCAAACGAAGAACAGGAAGAACACGAAGCCUGGAAACAAUAGGUUGUUUCCUAAACGGCCCGGUUUUGUUAAAACAGUUUCGUCGGUUGUUGAACCUUCCUCGCCUAAGGUUUCUUGUAUGGGAAGAGUGAGAUCGAGGCGAGACCGGAAUCGCUCGCUAAAAAAGAACCGCCAAAAUCAGGACGGAGUCGUGGAAGCAGUUAAAGAGAAAGGAAGACUAAAAGAAGCGGUUUCUUUCCAAGAUUUUGUGCUAUUUUCCGAUCAAAUGGCAGAGCACCUGAAUCACACACAGUUGCAGUGCAGCCUUCGCCGCCGAGGAACAUCGACAUCAGGUCUCGUUUGCCGCCAAAUUAUCGCGAUGCAAAAUCAAUGGAGCCUGGAAUCACGGAGACCGCACCGGUUGGUCUAG
Messenger RNA from Hibiscus syriacus, 768 nucleotides. RefSeq lists its product as uncharacterized. The coding region runs from base 1 to 768 and encodes 255 amino acids. The record is from RefSeq and is a predicted model, not a curated record. Lineage: Eukaryota; Viridiplantae; Streptophyta; Magnoliopsida; Malvales; Malvaceae. The transcript has a single exon.